Messenger RNA from Cheilinus undulatus (humphead wrasse), 2176 nucleotides. RefSeq names its product fumarylacetoacetate hydrolase (fumarylacetoacetase) (gene fah). The transcript has 15 exons. NCBI's taxonomy places the organism in Eukaryota, Metazoa, Chordata, Actinopteri, Labriformes, Labridae. Gene Ontology annotation, biological process: L-tyrosine catabolic process; L-phenylalanine catabolic process; homogentisate catabolic process. Gene Ontology annotation, molecular function: fumarylacetoacetase activity. The record is from RefSeq and is a predicted model, not a curated record. The coding region runs from base 67 to 1485 and encodes 472 amino acids.
UCUACCGUUAAAAAAAGAAGCUGCAGCUCUCCAUAGCGACAGUCACCCUAGCAACGGCCACUCGCUAUGCUGCCUUCGAGUGGUGAGGAGGAGGGUGGAUACUACAGCCUGCGUGCUAUUGGCUGUUCAGAAAGGGGGCGGGGUUCCCCAAGGUUGAACAUCUGGAAGCUCUCUCUGCUGCUGCUCAGUCUCUCUGUUCAAUUAAAGUGGACUACAGCUGCUGAAGAGAAAAUGUCGUUCAUAAAAGUAGACUCAGCUUCGGAUUUCUCCUUCCAGAAUCUUCCAUAUGGCAUAUUCUCUACAGCUGAUAAUCCUAAACAUGGUAUCGGGGUUGCCAUUGGAGACCAGAUCCUAGACCUCAGUGUGGUGAAGUCCUUGUUUCAAGGACCGGUGAUGUCCAGACAUCAGGAUGUCUUUGAGCAGACCACUCUCAAUGCAUUUAUGGCUCUGGGCUAUGAAGCCUGGAGGGAGACCAGGAGGACCCUGCAGGUGCUGCUGUCAGCCAAUGAGAGCACACUGAGAGAUAACGCCAUCCUCCGUCAAAGAGCAUUUGUUCCUCAAAGUGCAGCCACCAUGCACCUUCCUGCAGACAUUGGUGAUUACACCGACUUCUACUCCUCCAGAGAUCACGCCACCAACGUUGGCAUCAUGUUCCGGGGGAAGGAGAACGCUCUGAUGCCAAAUUGGUUAAGGCUUCCAGUUGGAUACCAUGGUCGAGCGUCAUCAGUUGUUGUUUCUGGAACCCCCAUACGCCGCCCCUCAGGCCAGAUGAGACCAGACCAGACACAGCCUCCAGUGUUUGGCCCUUCUAAGCAGUUGGACAUUGAGCUGGAGAUGGCCUUCUUUGUCGGUGGAGGAAAUCGCCUUGGGGAGCCCAUACCCAUCAAUAAGGCCCAUGAACACAUAUUUGGCAUGGUGCUAAUGAAUGAUUGGAGUGCCAGGGACAUCCAGUCUUGGGAGUACGUUCCUCUGGGUCCUUUUCUGGGAAAGAACUUUGGAACCACCAUCUCACCGUGGGUUGUCCCGAUGGAAGCGCUGCUACCGUUUGCAGAAGCCAACCCUGUCCAGGAUCCAGAGCCACUCGCUUACCUACGACACCAGGACGCUUACACCUUCAGCAUCAAUCUGUUUGUGUCUCUGAAAGGGCAAGACAUGGAAGAGGCAGCAACCAUCACCAGGUCAAACUUCAAGUACAUGUACUGGACCAUGAAGCAGCAGCUGGCCCAUCACACUGUUAACGGCUGCAACGUCAGGCCUGGAGACCUGCUGGCAUCUGGUACUAUUAGUGGACCUGAUCCAGAGAGCUUUGGCUCCAUGCUGGAGCUGUCAUGGAGGGGAUCAAAAAACAUUGAUCUAGGAGGAGAGACCAGAACCUUUUUAAAGGAUGGAGAUGAAGUUACCAUAACAGGUUACUGUCAAGGAGAUGGCUACAGGGUGGGCUUUGGACCCUGCAUUGGAACCAUCCUCCCUGCCCUGCAUCACUAAAAAAAACACUAUGUUUAUUUAUCGCUGCAGUUUUACUCUGGAAAAUGCACCAGCAGUACCUCAUCUUACUUCAUCUUAGCUUCCAGAUGAAAAAAAAAAAAAAAAAAACACAUGCAAGAACUCAAACUAUUCCUCUCAUCUGGACAGACAGCUUCCACUCAAAAUCUCUGAUUUGGUUUAGAAUCUUGAACUGUUUUCAGCUACUAAUGUACUCUAAGGAUAUUUACACACCUGUGGAUCGUUUGGUCCGAAUUGUGGACCACUUUUCUCCAUUGUUGAAUACCUCAAGAGUUGUCUGUGUUCAGGGACAUUUACUAACACACCAAAAUGCAGUAACAGCAGGCCCCUGAAUGCCGCAAUUAUUCACAUUCAGCAAAAGAAUUCCCAUACAGUUUCAGUGCUGUUCUAGAUUUAAGGUUACUGAUGUUCUGUGUGUUAGCUCCUGAUGUAUAAUUAAACUACCCAUGCUGGGCUCAUUGUACUGUUGCAUUUUUGCCUUUUAAACUCUUUUUCCCAUCGGAAGUUUGGUGAAACUUUCCAAAUGGGACGACCCACAGCUUGAUACAUGAUCAGUAGUCAUCAGCAGCAUUUCUAUAAACCGGGGUCAUCAAGUACAUUUGCAAAAGGGCCAGAUUUCGUCUUGACAGAGUCUCUGGAGGCCAGUCUUCAAAAUAAAGAAAAAUUAAAUCAA